AUGGCUGCUGAAUCCCCGCCUACGACUUCCACCAACUCCAAAGUCGGCAUCAGUCUCGGCGUGAAGGACUUCAACGUCGAUAGCUAUGCCGCUAGGCUAGUAGAUGCCGAAAUAACAGACCUCAAAGAGAAACUAAAUAUCGCACUGGAGUUACGCGACAAUAUCGAUCAAAUAUCUCAGCAUCAAGAUUAUGCUAGAUAUCUAUCCACUCUUCUUCCCGCUUUCUUGGGUUCCCUGAGGCAGGCAAAAAUAUCCCUCAACGCUUCAACCAACGAGCAUAAAUUCCGUAGCACCAUUCUCACCCUCAUUCAUCGCUUUCCCCCUUCUCCUAGCAUCAGCGCUAAUGUCGACGAUCUCUUCUCCGUUCUCCUCAAUAUCCUUCGAACCGACAACGAAGACAAUGGCUGGCUCUGUGUUAAGAUCAUCAUCGAUCUUGUUAGGUCGUUUAAAAAGGAAGCUGAAGGUCCCAGUAAGCACUUUCUGGAAGUUUUCAAAGGUAUGCUCGAGCAAAUGCCUGCUGUUGUUGAGGAGGUGUUCCCUAACGACGGUAGUGGCAUCUGCAGCGACAUUACCAGAUACAAAGGCGAGCAGAAUCAACAACGUGAUCUACUCCCUGCCUUUAAAUCGUUCAAAGUCAUCACUGAAUGUCCAAUAGCCGUCGUGUGCAUAGUCCAAUCAUACCAGCAUUCUCUGGCGCAGUACAUGCUCGACACUUUUGUCACUCUCUCUGUAAAUAUUCUCCAGCUCGAAGCUGGACCACAACGUAAGCUGCACGAGGAAGCUGCUAAACAAGGCAAAAACAACACAACUAUCUCACCUCUCAUCAAAAAUCGCAAUUUAUACUGCGAAUUCAUCUUUUCUCAAGUAAAGACAGUCUCAUUCAUUGCUUAUGUGUGCAGAGCUUGGCAUUCUUAUGUCACCCCACACGCUCAAACACUCGCCAAGGCUUGUUUACGUUUGUUGAAAGAUUGCCCAACUGAAUUGUAUUCGGCAAGGAAGGAAAUCCUCGUAGCUACAAGACAUAUUGCAGGUAUAAACGAGAUUGGCAGACCUGCCUUCUUGUCAGUGUUUAAUGAGCUACUUGAUGACAAAGUUAUUGUUGGCGAGGGUAUCAUGACUAGAGAGACUCUAAGAGUGUUGGGUAUGGGUUUGCUCGCUGAUGUCUUUGGUACUGUUCGGGGAGAUUUAUCUUUUGAUCAGAUUCGUCAAACUCUCAAUAAAGCCUUAGUCAACAUGCUCGAUCCAACGCUGCCACCACACGCUCAUUCCAUCUCCAUCAAGAAGAUUGUCGCCCUUAUUGAUCGUAUUGUUACGGCUAAUAAUGUCCACGAAUCUGAUGGGAAUCCUAAUGAAAUGCUGCAUAUGAUUGUUCACGCUCUCAUCAGUAAACUCAAAAGCAUCAAGUUGUUUAAAGAUGAUCUCGUUCAGAUGAGACUUGUGCCUGGUCCAAGAAGAGGUGUAAAGGAAAACAAUACCGAUAAUACUAUGGAGGUUGAUGGUGACGAGAAGGAUACAAAAGAUGAUAAGAACGGCUACGAUGAAAAGUUCAACCAAGCCAAUGAAAUUGAUGAAAUUCAAGUCGAGCAGUCUAAACCUGUCGGCGCACUGAUAAAUGUCCAAGAGCCAUCAUCAGAGAAAGUACGGGAUGCAAGAAUUACAUUCAGAUUCACUUUACAAGCUUCCAUAGCCGCUAUUACUGCCUUCAAGCAUCUACCAGUCUCGUCUGCCACUGGUCCAAAAGGCAACUUGAAUGCACAGGGUUCAGCAGGUCCAAGCAGCGAAGCACUUUGCGAAUUUUUCAAAGCAUCCGUACAAUCAUUUGGACUUUACGACAGAAAGGGAGAUAAGGAAGGUGCAGAGAAUCUGGAGAACUUUUUUACUGCAUUGCUCAGGGUUGAAGCGCUCGUGUUUCAAGAUGUGAUGCAGAAAAUGGUACCCUACUUAAUUGAUGAAAUACUUGAGCAUCCACCACUUUUCAAUGCCAUCAACGUUUUCCUAAACCACGAGCCUCAGUCACAGAUUUUCCUGAGCAUAUUGAUCAAGUUUUUCAUAGAAAAUUUACAGGUUUUCUCCACUGAUGAUCAUGAACGUAUUACACUCUUCCACAAGCUGUUUAAACACAUAAUGAGUUCAAUUACGCCACCGAACGACUAUCUCUUUGCUGGAUGCACUGGCACUAUUAUGCUCAAGUCUAUACGCUUAGCUCACAAAUCAAAGAAUCCUUACAACUAUUUGAUACUGUUGAAGAUUCUAAGCCAAGCUAUAGGUGGUGGCCGUUAUGAGAAGUUUUACAUGGAAAUUCAAUCGCUGCUUCAAUCCUAUAUCGACGGUCUGACAAACUUACUAGAUGAAUCUGACAGACCGAACAGAGAGAUUAUUAUACAAUUAUUUUUGAUACUACCUAUGAGGUUCCAAGUGGUUUUACCAUUCUUAAGCUCGCUCACUCGUCCACUUUGCAUGGCAUUAGAAUCCGAGAAUGUCGAAAUAUUAGAACAAGCGCUGCGAUUGGUGGAGAUAUGCGUCGAGACCUUGAACCCUCUUUACGUAGACCCAAUACUCACGCCCUACAUUCGACAGAUUCAAAUGGGGAUUUAUAAGCUACUCAAACCAGUGCCACAUAAUCACAAGUUAGCACACACCGCUGUGAGGAUACUUGGUAAACUCGGCGGAAGAAAUCGUAAAGCUAUUAAUAAACCUGCAACAGUCGAUGCCAAAGUCGUCGAUCAACCACUUUCGAUUAACGUCGCUUAUCAUGAGAAGGAGAGCUUGAAAAAGCUUAAUUUGAUUUCAUUCGUAAGGUUGGCCAUUAAAGCUAUAGAGAAUACGUCGAUCGAAUGUGCGCUUUCAAUAUCGGUCGACAAAGUUUACAAUAGAUCGGCGGACGAUGAAAGAGCUAUAUCAAUUUUGAAACAUUCUCUAGCCCCGCUUUUGCUGAAUGGCGUUAAUGGUUUAGUUCAGGAAAAUUCUUACCGGGAGAUCUUGGAUACACUCAUCAACGCUGCCACCACAACUAGCUUAUCGUCACUAUCUUUAGACUUUGUCAAGGAGCUAGUAGUUUUCGUGAUGAAGAGGGAGAUUCAGUUUGUUUAUCUCAAUUGGAAUGAUGGCAUUGUGUCUCUUUCACGUCUUGGUGGUGUCACCCUUGAUUGUAUUGCUAAUUGUCUCACAACUGCAGUAUCACGCGACGAGAAAUUGAGCUACGAUUUAGUACUCUUCUCCGUGAAUCAAAUUGUCGAAUUGGUCGCUGGUGUCGAUGAGGAUAUGAAGGGAUUUAUCUUUAAUCAAUUGUCAUCGCGGUUUUCUUCACUCUGUCAUGAUCAGCUCUGGCGUUACAAACUUGCCGGUUUGAAAGGCAUGACUCUCAUGAUUAGUGAUGAUGUCAAUCUAGGCGAAAAAUGGAUCUCUUCUCAUCAAAUUGAAUUUUACAGAGCUGCAGUGUAUAUUCUCAAAGAUAUGCCACUUGAAACUCCUGUUGAAGUGGACCUAGUCAUCGAUUUUAUUAGAAAAUUGAUUGAUAUCUGUAACGGUCCUCAGAGUAUCACCCACGAUAGUGCUUUGGAAUUUAUGGAUGCUUCACGCCCAUCGACACCGGCAGCAAGCACAGCCAAUCCUUUCAAUAGUGGUAAUAGGCCCAUAGAAUCACCUUCACUCAGUUCAACAUCAGGUCAAGGUUAUGAUAGCGUUAGAUAUCAAUUCAAUCAUCUCAUUAGUAUUUUGAUAGCUGACCUGACAUCACCCAAGGAUAUCGUGCGCAAGAAUACUCAAAAUACCUUGUCGCAGUUGUCAGAGAAAACUGGUAUGGCUAUAAAAGAUUUACUGGCACCUGGUAAAAGCGUCCUCAGCAGCGCUAUUUAUCAUAAACCACUGAGAGCGCUACCUGUUCCCAUGCAGACUGCGCGCAUCGAUGCUGUUACCUACUGCUUACAAUUAAGACCUCAAGUGUCAGCGCAUAACACACCUCAACCUGAUGAGAAGGAGAAAUCAGACAAGGAGAAGAUCGACAAUCCAGAAUCAGCUGCACCACCUAAUUCACAAUCAUCCGGCGUAUUAGAAAUCAGCGAAGACUUGACAAGAUUUGUGCAUGAAGUCUUGGGUAUCAGCGAUGCAGAAGAUGUCGCUAUUAUCGGUCAACGCCCAUCUCACAUUGUUCAAUUAGCAUUGGCAGAUUUGCGAGUAGCCUGUGUCAGGUUACUCACGGCGGCUACGUCUACGAGUGACAUAUUCCGAUCUGCAAACCAAGCUCGUAUGCGCAUUAUUAGUGUUUACUUUAAAAGUUUAUACGCACGUAGCUCAGAAUUACACGGUGUUGCUCAUGAUGGAAUCAAGCAGGUUCUCGUACAGUCUGGUAAAGUUCCCAAGGAACUGCUUCAAACUGCUCUCAAACCAAUCUUGAUCAAUCUCAGUGAUACUCGAAAGAUUAAUAUUGCAGGCUUAGACGGUUUAGCUAGGUUGUUGGAACUCUUAACCAAUUACUUUAAGGUUGAGAUUGGUACAAAGCUUUUGGAGCACUUCAAAUCAUUGCUUGAUGAGAAAGACCUUAAAGCUGCUCCAUCACCUAAGAUAAAUUUACCUCCUAAUGCUACUAUUCAACAGCAGCAACAAGCGUCGGUAAUCGCAGCUCAGACUUCGAACCAACCCCCAUUGUCUGGUGAUUUAGCAGACCUUCACGAUGUAAAAAUUAUGGUGGCUAUUGCCAAUGUGUUCAGAUUGCUACCUUCAGCUGCGAAUAUUUACCUCGAGCAAUUUUCCAAUCUAAUCGUACAAACUGAGCAGCGUUUUAGAAGGGUGAUAGGUAGCCCAUGGACCACACCUCUUGCUCAAUAUUUAGAUAGAUUUCCUAAUGAGGCCAACGAUUUCUUCUUGGCUCGUAUGGACUCAGCGGAACACUUCAACACGUACAGAGCUGCCCUUACAUCUCCACACGCCGAGAAUCUGAGAGCAGAUGUUUUAGCAAAUCCGGAGCGUUUAGUUAACAGCUUUUUCUCAUCUGAAGCCCUGUCUAAGCCAGGUUUUGCACUCCAUGGUCUCAAGAUCGUCAGAGCGUUGAUAGAUAUUCACCCAAAUAUAUUGGCUGCUAGUGAACAGCAGCGCAGUGUUCUUUGGGAGUCUAUAUGGGGUCUUUGGUCACAGCACGUUCAAUCGGACAAGCCGAUAGCUGAUAUUUACAUUCGCACGAAAGAAAUUGAAACCCUGUUGGAAAUUCUGCUUCUCCAUCUCAUCAAUCAUCCUGAUCCUGCUAUGCUGAUUUAUAUGGCUGAAGUUUUCACGCUCAAGUUGCCUCUCAAUUUGAUUGGUUUGUCGAGAUUUUAUAUCAAGAAUGUUGCCCUCUCAACGUCGUCCGAACUCAAGCAUGUCACUCUUAGCCACUUUGUCAAUAAGAUCCCUGAUGAAAACCUCUCACAGUCACACAAAAUGUUCAUCGUGAGACAUAUCGUCAAUCCUAUUGCUGUGGUGGCAAAGUAUCGUCCUGAAGAGAACGUUAUUGAUGAAGGCUUUAUUGGAGAAAUGCACAAUAAAGUAUGGUCUCCAUAUCAAAAAGAAGAAGAACUGAGUGAAGUUGGAAAUGGUCUUUUCAUAGAACUGCUCAAUUUCUCUGCCACACUUGUUGAUGUUUGUCCUGAUCUUCUCGGUGAAUUCAAAAAGGAUGUUAUCAAGUUUGGAUGGCUAUCACAGCGUCAUGUCGACGCAUCAGUCAAACACUCUGGCUACAUUCUAAUUUGCAGAUUUUUGAGAGCAUUCGACUCACCUAGCAAGAUUACACGUGAAGUUUAUGUUGGUUUGCUGAAAAGCGUCCAGCCAGAAACCAAAGCCAUGACAAAGGAGGCGUUAGACAUACUCACACCAGUGUUACCUCAGCGUGUACCCGAGAAAGCACCUGCCCCUGUCUCGCAUUUGCCACAGUGGGCUAUCAGGAUUAGAAGAGUUUUAGUCGAAGAACAACAAUCAGCUGCACAAUUAUCAACAAUUUACUCUUUGAUCAUCAGGCAUAGCGAUAUGUUCUAUCCAAUUAGGGAGUUGUUCGUUCCACACAUGCUCAAUUCUAUCACGAGAAUGGGUAUCAUUCCUUCUGCUGCAAACGACACUCGCCAAUUGUCGAUAGAUGUACUUGAGUUGAUUUUACAUUGGGAACAGAGAAGACUAGCAGAUGAUGAGAAGUUGUCAGAACAACCACAGUCUGGUGACAAGAGAAGAGCUUCUGAAUCGUUUGACGAGCAACCCGCUGCUAAACGUACAAGAUCUUCAACUGCUACAAGCACUCCUCAGCCAGGUAGCAGUACGCCUCAACCUAGUACGCCUAAGACUUUUGUUUUGCAUCAGAAUCUCAAAGGUCAUGCUAUCAACUAUUUGGUGAGGUUUGCCUCAAUAUCGAGUGAACCUAUUUCAUCUCCAGCAUCUCUUUCAGCUCGUGCUAUUGGCCUGUUGAGGGGCUACCAAGCUCUUGACAGUCACAACGAUAUAAGUGCCAAGCUGGCUUACUUCUUGAAAGUACUUGCACAGAGCGAACUGAAGGAAGAAAGUGCGACUGUCCACUGUAAUUCAGCUGAAGUACUCUGUGCGCUUGCAUUACCUGAGCAGGACUCCUAUUUCAAUAGCAACUUGGCAGGUUUAGCUAGAAUAAUUGAGAAAUGUUUUACUUCGAAUAUCAACAGACUUCAUCUCACACUUGAGCCCCUCGUCAAACGCAUUUUCAGUAUCCUUCCAUCAAUCACAGAAGAGGAUGACAGUCAGCAGGGUCGUGAAGUCAAAGCAUUCUCUAGUAUGAUCGAAAAUAUCAUCAACGAUGGCUUAUCUGGUUCUAGAAACCCACACAAUGCACUUUGUCUGCUUCGUGCAUGGACGGACGUUCAACCUGAUAAGUUCGACAUGUUUAUACCAGCACAUAUGCGUUUACUACAAAUAAUCACUCGUGAGCAUUCCUCAGCUGAUAAAAAGCCAAGCUAUCUCAUAGAUCCGAAACUCGUACCAUUGACUCUUGACUUACCGCGUAGAAGAGUGUCGCAGUUGGGUGAUGCCAGAAGAAUAUUUCUUACUUGCAUGGUCUUGUUGAUUGAGAGAAGUACGAGUAGCGAUGUUAUCAAGUACAUACUUGAAAUGAUUAAGACAUGGAUCACUGAGAAGAAUAAUGCUUUCCCAACUGCCCGUGAGAAGGCUGGUCUUCUUAUCAAGAUGAUGUCAAUCGAGGAACGCCAGUACGAUAUCAAGGGGGUAGUUAGUGACGCACCAUCGAAAGAAGUUUCACAAAAACUAUUUAAUGAGUACCUGGAGUUGAUUCUUAGUAUCUACAAAGACUCUUUCUAUGCGAGAAGUGAAAUGACUGUUCGUUUAGAAAAUGCUUUCUUGUUGGGUUGUCGUGCUUCCAACCAUGAUCUUAGGAGUAGUUUUAUUGAAGUUUUCCAUGAAAGUAUGUACCUUUCUGUUGCUUCAAGACUUCAAUACGUGCUCGGUGUACAAAAUUGGGACUCCUUGAGUAAUGUCUAUUGGAUUCAUCAAGCUUUGGAUCUUGUUCUCGGUUCUAUCAAGUCAGAUGAGCUCAUCGUUAGUGGUGAAUAUGGUGAGGAUGCUUUCGUCGCCAAUUUGAAGUCGUACAGAGUCGAUGGACUCAUUGAUGCAGUUCGCCACUUACAGUAUAUGGAUGAUUAUUCCGCGCACGAUAUCUGGAUUACUGUUUUCGGCUCAGCUUGGGCUUCAAUUAACAGGAAGGAACAAGCUGAAAUUACUAGACAUAUGAUAGGUCUGUUGGCUCAAGAGUAUCACUUGAAGCAAGUCGACUCUCGCCCAAAUGUUAUACAGACAAUCUUGGAUGGUAUUCUAACAGCCUCUCCUUCUAUUGCCCUCCCCCCACAUCUCGUCAAAUAUCUCGGAAAGACAUUCAGUGCAUGGCACACGGCGAUUUUGUUAUUGGAACAGCUAACGGUGGUUGGACGAGAAAGUGAAAUGGUCAAUGAAAUUUCAAGAGACGCUUUAGCAGAGAUUUACGCAGAUCUUGCAGAAGAAGAUUUGUUUUACGGUCUUUGGAGGCGUCGUUCUGGAUAUCCCGAAACCAACGCAGCUCUGUCUUACGAGCAGCUUGGUUUAUGGUCAGAAGCUCAAAUUAUGCAUGAAAAUGCUCAAAUUAAAGCAAGAGCGGGUAACGUCCCAUUUAACGAGCCCGAAUACGCUGUCUGGGAAGAUCAUUGGGUUUUAUGCUCGCAAAAAUUACAACAGUGGGAUCUACUCACUGAUCUAGCAAAAAAUGAAUCCAAUGCUGAUCUCUUAUUCGAAUGCGCUUGGAGAACAUCUGACUGGUCGCAAGAUAGAGAAGUUAUAGAAGGAGCGUUCAAGAAUUUGGCUGACAUUGCAACUCCUAGAAGGAGAAUCUUUGAGGCGUUCAUGUCGUUGGUCAAAGCUCAGGAUACCAAUGAGCCAUCGAAUGAUUUUAAUAAGAUUACAACUGAGGCGAUUCAACUAUCACUCAAAAAAUGGCAUUCCUUACCGGAUAUUCCUGGCCCUGCAAACAUUCCUCUUCUCCAUACUUUCCAACAGUGUGUUGAAUUGUGGGACGCUUCAAACAUAUUCCAUACCUUUGCCGCCACAAAUGAAACUAACGUCGAGCAGCGUUCAUCAGAGAUUAAAAAUAUAGUACAUCAAUGGAGAGAUAGAAUGCCUAACUUAUGGGACGACAUUAAUCUGUGGUCUGACUUGGUGGCAUGGAGAUCGCAUGUAUUCCAAGCUAUCAACAAAGUCUACUUGCCAAUCAUCAACAACCUUCAAGCUAACGGCAAUGGUCAAACGAAUACCGGUCAAAACAGCUUUGGAUACAGAGGCUACCAUGAAAUGGCAUGGACUAUCAAUCAAUUUGCUCAUGUUGCUCGUAAACAUCAAUUGCAAGACGUCUGUAUCUCAUUACUCACCAAGAUCUAUACUCUCCCAAACAUUGAGAUUCAGGAAGCAUUUCUGAAAUUGCGUGAACAAGCAAGAUGUUUAUACCCAACAACAGAUGGACUGGGAGCUGGUUUAGAAGUAAUCAAUAACACUAAUUUACACUUUUUCGCUCCAUCGCAAAAGUCUGAAUUCUUUACACUUAAGGGAAUGUUUACGGCUAAAUUAGGCCUACAUGAUGACGCAACUCAGUCGUUUGCACAUGCUGUACAGACAGAUUUAAACUUGCCAAGAGCAUGGGCGGAGUGGGGACGUUAUAACGACCAGCAGUUCAAGGUGCAUCCUGAAAACAUGUCACUUGGUGCUAAUGCUAUUAGCUGCUAUCUUCAAGCUUCAGGCCUCUAUCGUAAUCACAAGUCUAGGAAACUCCUUGCACGGGUUUUGUGGCUACUCAGUUUGGAUGAUGUCAAUAUGACAAUCUCUAAAGCGUUCGAGGCUUAUAAAGGUGACUUCCAAGUAUGGUACUGGAUAACUCUUAUUCCUCAACUAUUGCUUUCGCUAUCGCAUCGUGAAGCGAGGCAUGCCCGUCUGAUCUUGAUACAGAUUGCAAAGAAGUAUCCACAAGCGCUUUUCUUCCACUUGCGCACAACGAGAGAGGAGUAUACAGUGUUGAGAAGACAAGCUCAAGCAGUAGCAGUGGCAAAGGCUGAAAGAGGUGAGCAAGGACCAAACCCACAUCUUGCGCCGCCAGCACAAGCCGCGUUGACGCCUCAAUUGGGAUCACCGGCAACAGCAAAUGCUAAGCCACAGCAAGGCAUGCAACAGCAAGCUACACAAGGUCAAGUUCCACUCUACAAGAACCCUUGGGACUGGGUGGAUGAAGUGCUGUCUAUACUCAAGACUGCUUAUCCACUACUAACACUCUCUCUCGAAACAAUGGUUGAUCAAAUUGCUGCACGUUUCAAGUCGUCGCCGGAAGAAGACGGGUAUAGAUUUGUGAAUGCACUGUUAGGGGAUGCAAUAAUGAAUUACGCCACGAGAGAUAAAGGGAGUUCGAUGGAGUUAUCACCAACUACAAGACAGGCUUUAAAUAAGUUUAUUGAACAAGCUGUGAUUGGGAAGCAGAAGCCAUUCGUGAAUGAGCCAGGUCUCGGUUCAGAGUUGCAAUUAUCGCAAUACAUUAGGAAGUUGAUGAUUUGGAGAAAACGAUUCGAAAAGGUACUCGAUUCAAGGCCAAGAUUCCAGUCGUUGGAGUAUUCGCGUAGGCAUUUGGUUGAAUUCCAUCUCAACAAGUAUGAUCAGAUUGAGAUACCAGGUCAAUACAACAAACAUGAAGAUGAAGAUAGGUCGACGUUCUUGAAGAUUGCGAGAAUAGCACCUAAGUUUGAGUUUUACAAGUCACAUGGGGUUAGUUGGAAGAGAAUUACAUUCGUUGCGGUGAAUGGCACAAGACAUCCAUUUAUGGUACAGAUGCCUCCCACCAGACACGUUAGACGUGAAGAACGUACUCAGCAAAUCUGUCGGAUCUUUAAUGCAGUGAUUGAUCGUCGUAAGGAGUGUAGACGGAGAAACAUAUACUUCAACGCACCUCUAUCGGUUCCACUGUCAACAAAUCUCCGACUUGUGCAAAAUGACCCAAGCACAGUGUCACUGGAGGAUAUUUCCAACAAACACUGCGAGGAGCUGGGAGAAGAUAGUAUCACGCCGAUACUGACAUAUAUUGAGAAACUCAAGUCGGUUUCGAAGGCGGAUGAUUCUGAAAUUACAACGUUGAAUCUCAAGAUGGAAAUAAUUGAGGAGAUUGCAAAUAAGUACGUUCCUGAAGAUGUGCUGACGAGGUAUAUGAAUCGAUCAGCCAAUUCACCAUCAGAAUUUUGGAUGUUGAGAAAGCAAAUGUCGAACCAAGUUGCGACGAUAAUCUUCAUGACGUAUGGCUUCUGCAUUGCACAUCGCCAACCACAUCGAAUCAUGAUUACGCCUUCAACUGGAUCAAUGCAUACCACAGAUGUGAUACCAGGGUUGAUUAAUCAAGAUUGUCAGCUAUCAAAUCCAGAAUCAGUUCCAUUUAGAUUGACGCCAAAUUUACAACAUUACUUGACGUCGAUUGGGAUAGAGGGAGUUUUGGUAUCAUCAAUAGUAUCGUUGGGGAGAUGUUUGACGGAGCCGCAGUAUGAUUUGGAGAACCAAUUGAAUCUGUUCGUUAGGGAAGAUGUGUCGAGUUGGUACACGAAUCAACGCCGUCAGAGCCCUUCGGAUGGUGAAGUGCGUAACUCGAUACAGCAGAAUGUUGACGGGAUAGUUGCGCGAGCUACGGUAUUGGGUUGCAAGUAUGAACGUGACCAGUUUAACUUGAACCAAGGACAAGGUCAGGGCGCGAGCGGCGGUAGCACCAACAACCAGAAAGUGAUACCUGCUUGUCAAAGUGUCUUGGAUUUGAUUGCCAAAGCAACAAAUCCAAUUGAGCUUGCUAAAAUGGAUCCACAAUGGGCGCCAUGGAUUUAA
This is a messenger RNA of Wallemia ichthyophaga EXF-994, 11361 nucleotides long. RefSeq names its product Transcription-associated protein 1. Gene Ontology annotation, molecular function: protein binding; transcription coregulator activity. The coding region runs from base 1 to 11361 and encodes 3786 amino acids. Gene Ontology annotation, biological process: regulation of DNA-templated transcription; DNA repair. The record is from RefSeq and is a predicted model, not a curated record. Gene Ontology annotation, cellular component: NuA4 histone acetyltransferase complex; SAGA complex; nucleus. NCBI's taxonomy places the organism in Eukaryota, Fungi, Basidiomycota, Wallemiomycetes, Wallemiales, Wallemiaceae. The transcript is spliced from 11 exons.